This is a messenger RNA of Mercenaria mercenaria, 1954 nucleotides long. RefSeq lists its product as uncharacterized. Bases 325 to 762 code for a protein of 145 amino acids. The transcript has 2 exons. NCBI's taxonomy places the organism in Eukaryota, Metazoa, Mollusca, Bivalvia, Venerida, Veneridae. The record is from RefSeq and is a predicted model, not a curated record.
AAAUACAAAAGUAUUUAUUGAAUGACAAUGUACGUUUACUGUUCAUACAAUAACAAUGAUGGCGGAUGAUAUAGCAAAGGGUUCAUUUGAAGGACAAGGGAGAUUAUUAGUAAAACUCUGGAUAAGUUCAAAAGAUAUGACCUAUGAUGCUAAUGUUACGGCUUGCGAACUAAAUACUGACUACUACUGACUUCUAACUAUAUGACAACAAAUAGUUCCUAAUACAAUACGUUCCUGAAAGUAUAAAAUAGGUAAUUAAUGACAUUUUAGACGUGUUCAUAUAAAUAAAAAUAUUUGCAUUCAGUGACAUAUUGGUUCGUAUGUAUGUUUACAGAAAGCACAAUUUUGCUAUAUAGUAAACGCCAGGAUGAUGUCAUUAUGGUUCUUGUAAAAGAAUUAGAGAACUGGCUGAAUUUCCUGAUAAAAAAUGUCAGCUACGAACUACUUGACAACAUAAAGAGAAGAAAUCCGGAAGUACCAUUACUAGUACUGUGUAUCAACAGUACUAGAUGUGCUACGGAUGCGAGUAAUGCAAUCCAGGGCAUUACAGAGUUUCAACAUACAUCCCUGGUUGUUUUUCAUCACAGGGAUGUCCAUGCUCUUUCAUUCACACCAAGCAGCCGAGCUUUUACAGAUCCAGCUAUUAAAGCAUUAGCUGGAAUAUAUGACAUAGCAUUUCUUCAAGACAAAGGAAUUUAUCAUUGUGACUUGAACGAGAAAGCAAUAAAUGGCAUUGUUGCUUUUCUUAGGAAGUAUGUGUAAUUUUUUUCAAAUCAUAUUCGUUGUGUCGUUAUCGACCGUUUAGCUUAAACCUAUUAACGUCAGUUUCCUUUCUGUUAUCAAAAGAAGUAGUUACACUUGUACACAAAUUUCAGAAUGGUCAAAAAUAGAUGUAAAGUAAAAUAAAAAACAUCUAAAUAUGUAUUUAGAUGAUUAUGCUUGUACAAAACUGGUCUUUGUUUUAUUGACCGAAACGUAGGAUAUCUAUGUAUAGUGAUUCUAAUGGCAUUUUGUUAAUGUAACAAGUGAUCAUAUAUUAACGUAAACUUGCAGGUUCGAUUCAGCUCAAUAAAGUCAUAAUUCUAAAGAAUUAAAUUAUAUUAAAUCAAUAAAAGUAUGGCCAUUGAUUAGAUAUUUUGCUACGCCGAUUUAAAGAUAGUGGACCAGCUUUUCAUAUUUUCAAAUAUAAUGUCAUUACAAGUUAAAUGUAUCUAACCAUAAUGUUGAAGAUGCUGUAAUGAUAAUCCUUUAAACUAUUUAUCAUGCAAAGCUUAUUGUUACUAUAUUAGUAUAGAAUAUAUCCUCUAUAAUAUAUCUUCUAUGUUGUUAUCUUGAGUUAAUACCGACAUGAGUUGGUAGAUAAUUAAUCUACGGAUCUAUAUUGUUAAGUAUCCUGCACAUAAAAUGUACCUAUUGUUUUUGAAAAAAAAAACUCAUUUUUUGAAACCAUCUACCAGGAAGUGGGUAACAUACCCAGUAGAUGUAGUCGUUGAAUAUCAAGGCUUAAGUUACAACCCCCUUCGAAAUAAUCGUCUUCAGAGCUGAGCUAUGCAGGUCACACAACAACAUAUGACAAACUUUAUCAUUUUCAUUUCGGAACUUGACAAUGUUAAUAUCUAUUGAACGUGUUUCUGAUUUACAUUUUUUGGAACAGUGAACCAGUGUCAAACCUAUGUUAAAGAUCACCUCUGAAGAGAGACCAUCUGGCUUUAAAGACCACAUGUUUUACUUCCCAUUUUUAACAUUUACAUUGUAUUUUAACCUGAGCAUUAAGACCACCGCCCAAUAAAUACCGCAUUUUGGCUCUCCCAAGGGCGGCCUUUAUAGACAGGUUUGUUUAUUGAACUAAUAUGAGAAAGGUUUAAUUAAGUAGAAAUUGUUCUUAUAUAGAAUGGUAUAAAAUAUCGUCCAUAUUGCGCUUGAUGCAAACACAUUAUGUAUUUUGUUUAUUGCU